Molecule: messenger RNA, 1047 nt
Organism: Culicoides brevitarsis
Lineage: Eukaryota; Metazoa; Arthropoda; Insecta; Diptera; Ceratopogonidae
Gene: Snp
Product: 3'-5' exonuclease Snipper
Exons: 2
Coding region: 122-916 (264 amino acids)
Molecular function (GO): nucleic acid binding; 3'-5'-RNA exonuclease activity
Source: RefSeq, a predicted model, not a curated record
GAGACAUACAGCGUACGAUAAACAAAAACACGAGAACAAAACAUUGGAAAAUUGAUCAUUUUUUGACGAAAACUUUCGAAAAUUUCGCAUUUCGGACAAAUGGAAUGCCCACAAAGCCAUUAUGGAAGUGUCUUUGUUAGAUUUAGCAAAAAGAUUUAAUUUAUUAACGACCGUCGAAGCACCUCCCGCGAAUGUCGAAACCCGCAUUGAUCGAAAACACAAAAAUGGCUCACGCAAAACCAAAGGAGACCCUUUCAAGUACUUUAUUUGCCUAGAUUUCGAGGCGACGUGUUGGGAAAAAGCUGACCAAGCCAAAUGGAAGACACAAGAAAUCAUCGAAUUCCCCUCGGUUUUGGUUAAAGUCGAUACGGGCGACGUUGAAGCGGAAUUUCAACGUUACCUGAAACCUGUUGAAUUCUCCACGCUGACGGAUUUCUGCGUUCGCCUCACGGGAAUCACGCAAACGACUGUCAACAAUGGCUGUGCGAUGAAAGAGUGCCUCCAGGACUUUGAUUUGUGGAUGCAGAAAAUUUGCAAGGAGCGAAAUCUCGUGCUGCCAAAGACAAAUGUCGAUUCCGCCGGAAUGAAUGUCGCACUUUGUACAUGGACCGAUUGGGAUAUCAUCACGUUGAGUAAGGAAUGUGCAAGGAAAAAACUACGAAAACCUCCUUAUUUCGGGCAAUGGAUCGAUGUGCGGAAAAUUUUUAUGCGACACUACAAAAUUAAGCCAACGUCGUUUAAUCACGCGAUUAAUCAUGUCGGACUGAAAUUUGUGGGCAAACCUCAUUCGGGCAUCGAUGAUGCGAGAAAUUUGGCGCGGCUUGUGACGAAAAUGAAGAAAGAUGGAGCCAAAUUUAGCAUUACGAAGGACACGGCACCGUACCAAGCUGUAAAUAAACCAGUGCAAGAAAUGUGACGCCAAAAGUCACCCAAAUUUAAUUUCGCAGCAGUGUAUUAUAUUAUUGCGAUAGUUUUAAGUUUUUUCUUUGCUCUCAUUUGUAGCAAAAUUUAUUGGAGAGAUUAAAAUAUUUGGAUUUAAUUAAUUAA